AUGGCGAGAAGGGAAAUUUUCAUAUGUAUUGCUUUCGCCGCGCUGGUGUUCGCGAGCGAGGUGGACGACUCAGAACAGAAGAAGAGAGGUGCUGGAAAAGCGAACGUUCUUAACGCGAUCCCAACGGGAGCUCAAAAACCCGAAUACACAUAUAACAUCUACCAGAACCCCGCACAAAGCACCCCAGCUCAAACGUACCAGGCACAAAUACCGAAUUCCUUCUACCCCAAUCAGCCGAGUCAGUACUACUCCAAUGGAGACGCGCAGACAGCCCACAUACCCCAGACAUCGCAUUUCGUCCCUAUUAACUUCGUUCCCAACAAUGGAUAUCAGCAGAAAUACCAAAUUGUGCCGAAGCAAAAUGUCCAAUUGGCCGUGGUACAGCAACCGACGCCUUACCCCUCCAUCCUCCAAUACCCUCAAAUGGUGCUAGCGAACCCCUCAAACCAUAUAAACCCACAAAGUCCCAUACAGUUCCCAAAUGGUCACUUUAACUUCCCACAAUAUCAGUUGCCAGUCGGUAAUCCAUUUAUAGGCCAUCCAUUGUUCGUUCCCCCUAAUAUCUAUGGUAACGUAGGUGUACCCAAUCAGCCGCAAGGUGUCGUGAGUUAUUACCAGCCACAGACUAAACAGAACUACAGCCCGAGCAGUUCCACAGAUUAUGAUAAACUUCACACCCAAUCUGCGUCCCCAAAAGAAGACACAGACAUCCAGAACGAUUAUAUCUCUUCAGAUUCUAAUUCCGCUUUUAAGAACACAUAUAACUCAGCGCGCAGUACAUAUACAAAGAUAAACUAA
Messenger RNA from Leptosia nina, 798 nucleotides. Lineage: Eukaryota; Metazoa; Arthropoda; Insecta; Lepidoptera; Pieridae. The record is from the annotation of a GenBank genome assembly.